Cicer arietinum (chickpea) is the source of this 2656-nucleotide messenger RNA. RefSeq names its product polyadenylate-binding protein 2. Gene Ontology annotation, molecular function: RNA binding. Lineage: Eukaryota; Viridiplantae; Streptophyta; Magnoliopsida; Fabales; Fabaceae. The record is from RefSeq and is a predicted model, not a curated record.
UUUCCCUCUCUCUCUAACCUAUAUACUCUCUCACUUCCAUAUUUUCACUCCUUUUCUCACCGCAGUGCUCUGCUCUGCCCCUUCUUUCUUCUCUUCGCUUCAAUUUUAAUUUAUAUUUUUAUUUUCCUAUCUUUUUCGUAUCUAUUACCGUUUCUUCCAUUCCCUUCCCUCUCCUCGUUUUCCUCUUUUUUUUCAUAUCAAAAAUUCAAAAAAACUAUACAAUUUUCUGCGAAUAUUGUGUUUCUAUUGUUCAAUUUUAUGAAUCUACUGUUCGCUGAGUCUAGCUAGGUUUUCUGUUCUUCCUAGGGUUUCAUUGUUCGAAAUAACAAGAGGAGGGGGAAGAGAAAAAAAAAGACAAAAAAAAAAUUCAGAAAGGGGGAAAAUUAGGGAUACAGUUUUGCAAAAAAAAAAAAAAACAAAAACAAAAUUUGAUCAAAUUUUUUUGUUGAGAAAUUGAGAUGGCUCAGGUUCAGGUUCCGCCUCAGAAUGCGAUGCAAGGUCCCAACGGUGGGGCUGCUGCUGCGGCCGCAGCGGCGGCGGCUGCUGGUGCCGGUGGAAACCAAUUCGUGACGACGUCGCUUUAUGUCGGGGAUCUCGAUCCGAAUGUCACAGAUUCGCAACUGUAUGACUUGUUCAACCAAGUGGGUCAGGUUGUUUCUGUUAGGGUUUGCAGGGACUUGACCUCUAGGAGGUCACUCGGUUAUGGUUAUGUCAACUAUAGCAACCCGCAAGAUGCUGCCAGAGCAUUGGAUGUUCUGAACUUCACUCCUCUCAUCAACAGGCCCAUUCGUAUUAUGUAUUCACACCGCGAUCCCAGUAUCCGCAAAAGUGGUCAAGGAAACAUAUUUAUUAAGAAUUUGGACAAGGCAAUUGACCAUAAGGCGUUACAUGAUACCUUUUCUACAUUUGGAAAUAUCCUUUCUUGCAAGGUAGCUGUGGAUGGAUCUGGCCAAUCUAAAGGCUAUGGAUUUGUACAAUUCGAUAAUGAGGAGGCCGCUCAAAAAGCUAUUGAAAAGCUUAAUGGUAUGCUGUUGAAUGAUAAGCAAGUUUAUGUGGGACCCUUUCUUCGCAAGCAAGAGAGAGACAGUACAACUGACAAGGUGAAAUUCAACAAUGUUUUUGUGAAAAAUCUGUCAGAAUCAACCACUGAUGAUGAGUUGAAGAAGAUUUUUGGUGAAUUUGGGACAAUUACCAGUGCUGUAGUAAUGAGGGAGGGGGAUGGGAAAUCAAAGUGCUUUGGUUUUGUAAACUUUGAGAGUACUGAUGAUGCUGCUAGGGCUGUUGAGGCUCUUAAUGGGAAAAAAAUUGAUGAUAAGGAAUGGUAUGUGGGAAAAGCUCAAAAGAAAUCUGAAAGGGAGCAUGAACUGAAACUUAAAUUUGAGCAGAGCAUGAAAGAAGCUGCAGAUAAAUAUCAAGGGGCAAACUUGUAUGUCAAAAAUUUGGACGAUAGCAUUAGUGAUGAAAAACUGAAGGAGCUGUUCUCCACUUUUGGUGCCAUUACCUCUUGCAAGGUAAUGAGAGACCCCAAUGGCAUAAGUCGAGGAUCUGGGUUUGUUGCAUUCUCUACUCCUGAGGAGGCAUCUAGAGCACUCAUGGAUAUGAAUGGCAAAAUGGUGGUAAGCAAACCUCUGUAUGUGACUCUGGCCCAGCGGAAAGAAGAUAGGAGAGCUAGGCUGCAGGCUCAAUUUGCUCAAAUGCGUCCUGUCACAAUGCCUCCAUCUGUUGCUCCUCGCAUGCCUAUGUACGCCCCUGGUGGUCCUGGUAUGGGUCAACAAAUAUUUUAUGGUCAAGGUCCUCCUGCCAUCAUUCCUUCCCAGCCUGGAUUUGGGUAUCAGCAACAACUUGUUCCUGGAAUGAGGCCUGGAGGGGCUCCUGGGCCAAAUUUCUUUGUGCCAAUGGUUCCACAGGGACAACAGGGGCAGCGUCCUGGCGGAAGACGUGGAGGUGCAGGCCAGCAGUCCCAGCAGUCACUUCCGCUUAUGCCACAGCAGAUGCUCCCUAGGGGGCGUGUGUAUCGUUAUCCUCCUGGUAGGGGCAUGCCUGAUGGUCCUAUGCCUGGAGUAGCUGGAGGCAUGUUUUCUGUUCCGUAUGAUGUGGGUGGGAUUCCCCUUCGUGAUGCAUCUCUUCCCCAACAAAUUCCUAUUGGUGCUUUGGCUUCGCAUCUGGCUAAUGCUUCUCCAGAGCAGCAGAGGACGAUGCUCGGUGAGAAUCUUUACCCCCUAGUGGAGCAAUUGGAGCCCGACAAUGCCGCCAAAGUUACUGGCAUGCUUCUGGAGAUGGACCAGACUGAAGUUCUGCACUUGCUUGAGUCCCCGGAGGCCCUGAAAGCGAAGGUGGCAGAAGCAAUGGACGUCCUUAGGAAUGUUGCACAACAGCAGGCUGGCGGUGCUGCUGAUCAGCUGUCUUCAUUAUCACUUAAUGAAAGCCUUGUUUCUUAAGAUAUUUAUUAUACUCGGAUUUACUUCCUUGGUGAUUGACUAUUUAUCUUUUCGGCACUGGUUUUUAUCCACUCUUCAGAUUGAGCCUGUUUUAUUAGACUAGGUACUUUUGGUUUUUCGAUCUCCUUCCUUGGGUUGAAGGCCUGCUUGGAUGCUGAUAUUUAUUAUGUGACUUGGAUUUGGUACUUUAAAUCAUUUGUUUGUGUGUCUGAUUGCUA